UAGAGAAGAAGAAAAAAAAAAAACAGAUAGGAAAAUGGGUGCUUCAGCUUCCUCUUCAGUCACACAAAAAUCGAUCCACGAUUUCAACGUCAAGGACAGUAAAGGCAAUGAUGUGAACCUGAGUGUUUAUAAAGGCAAGGUCUUGCUUGUUAUUAAUGUCGCGUCCAAAUGUGGGUUCACGAACUCAAAUUACACACAGAUGACUGAGCUUUAUUCCAAGUACAAGGAUAAAGGUUUUGAGAUAUUGGCCUUCCCUUGCAAUCAAUUCUUGUAUCAAGAGCCAGGCUCAAGCCAAGAAGCAGAACAAUUUGCUUGCACAAGAUUCAAAGCUGAGUAUCCCAUCUUUCAAAAGAUAAGAGUGAAUGGGCCAAAUACAGCACCUGUGUAUAAGUUCCUUAAGGAAAGUAAAGGUGGUUUUUGCGGGUCUCGCAUAAAGUGGAACUUCACCAAGUUUCUAGUUGACAAAGAUGGUCGUGUUAUCAAACGUUAUGGGACCUCUACCCCACCCUUGGCAAUCGAGGGUGAUAUAAAAAAAGCUCUCGGUGAAGAUUGAUAGGCGCGCAUCCGGUUUUGUUGUUAAAUUUGUGACCUUAACAUUUUAUGGUAUUGCAAAACUGUAGACAGCAGCAAAAAAACUUAGAUGUGUGUAUUCUUUUUCACCCAUUUUCCCACACAUUUAUAGAGUGCUUGUAUUAAUGGUUCUUAUGGCACUUUUUGUGAUAUUACAUAAAAAUCUGGUUGUUUCUUUUAAAAAAAAUGGUGUGAUGGAAACUACUGAACAGAGGGAUUUUUAUCUGUGGAGGUGUGUUGAUCGAAAAACUUUGCCCACACGGAUGGGAUGAAAUUUACCCUACUGAAUUAUUUUUACCAUUGGAAUGUCACCACACUCAGCCUUGAACUUUUAUCAGUUGGAAAUUUAUGAUUUUGGAAAUUGGAACAGUGAUAACAAAAGGUCACUUAAUAGAA
Striga asiatica is the source of this 966-nucleotide messenger RNA. The record is from the annotation of a GenBank genome assembly. Lineage: Eukaryota; Viridiplantae; Streptophyta; Magnoliopsida; Lamiales; Orobanchaceae.